Molecule: messenger RNA, 879 nt
Organism: Glarea lozoyensis ATCC 20868
Lineage: Eukaryota; Fungi; Ascomycota; Leotiomycetes; Helotiales; Helotiaceae
Product: alpha/beta-Hydrolase
Exons: 3
Coding region: 1-879 (292 amino acids)
Cellular component (GO): extracellular region
Molecular function (GO): hydrolase activity
Source: RefSeq, a predicted model, not a curated record
AUGCUCUUCACGCCUUCCGCUGUGGUGCUCUGCGCCUUCACAGCUCUGAGCUCAUGCGCAUCAUUGGUGCAAGUCCAGAAUUUUGGGACAAACCCAACGAAGAUCAACAUGUAUGUCUAUGCACCAGACAAGAUAGCCACGAAGCCAGCAGUCAUCGUCGCAUUGCAUCCAUGUGGCGGGUCAGCUAGCCAAUGGUUUUCAGGAACUAAACUUCCAUCGUAUGCAGAUAGAUUGGGGUUCGUCCUCAUAUAUGCAGGAACGCCAAACAUGAACAACUGCUGGGACGUGCAGAGUGCAGGAAGCUUAACACAUGGCCAAGGUGGAGAUGCGCUUGGAAUCAUCAGCAUGGUCAACUACACUUUGAAUAAAUAUUCUGGCGAUGCAUCCAGAGUUUUUGUGAUGGGUGGCUCUUCUGGUGCAAUGAUGACCAAUGUCAUGGCAGGAUCAUAUCCCGAUGUCUUCGAAGCAGGAGCUGCGUUCUCAGGAACUGCUCAUGCAUGUUUUGCAGGUGCCCCAAGUGCAACUCCUGCAUCACAGAAUCAAACAUGUGCUCAAGGACUUCAACACACUGCUCAAGAAUGGGGCAACUUUGUUCGAAACUCAUACCCCGGUUACACAGGUCGUCGAACGCGUCUACAAAUAUUUCACGGCCUCGCAGAUAACCUGGUGAAGCCGCAAUGUGCAACCGAAGCGCUCAAGCAAUGGUCGAACGUGCACGGCGUCACGCUGAACAAGACUGUUGCUGGUGUACCAUCUUCAGCUUAUACUCAAGAGAUUUAUGGUGAUGGAACGAAGCUGCAAGGGUUCUUUGGAAAGGGUGUAGGCCAUAUCGCACCUGUCAACGAGGACUUGAUGCUCAAAUUCUUUGGACUUCUCUGA